Messenger RNA from Psylliodes chrysocephalus, 3544 nucleotides. Lineage: Eukaryota; Metazoa; Arthropoda; Insecta; Coleoptera; Chrysomelidae. The record is from the annotation of a GenBank genome assembly.
GAAAGGAAUUGGAAAUAAAAACACUUAAGAGUUUUGUUAAAAAAAUACAUCAUUAUCUAAUGUUUUUUUGUUUUGUUUGUUUCAGACCACAAUUCAUAAAAUGACAUCAGAUUUCAAAAGAAGUCCAAGCAAAGUCUGGUGGGGUAGCGAAAUGGAAUGGCGCGAGGUCUCUACAAGCCCAGGAAGUCAAGAUUCCGGAUUUUCAGAUACGGAAACUUCCCCAAAUCUCCAACAACAAAAUCAGAAUGCCAAAACAGAAACUCCGAAAAAGGAAUCUCCAUCGCAACGAAUUCCCAAAGAUAUAUUCAAAGCCCUGGCGACCGAAAGUUCGAAACAAAAUUUGAGUUGUAAUUUUAAAGAAAAAUCGACGCCAGAAAAAGAUAAUCUGGUGGUAAAAAGAUCGACACAAACUGAGGUUAAAGUGGUAUCGAAAGAUAGGGAAAGUGAAUUAACGAAGUCUGAACCAGUAAGAAAGUCUCGAUACGUUAAAAAUUCACCGAAAGUCAGUAGAAAUUUGUUUACCUCCAAUUCGAAAAUUAAAUCAGGUACGCCUAAUCAAUAUUCCGAAAAUGUCCAAGACGCAAACACAUUUCUUAAUACUAGCGAAGAAGUGACAGUGGACGAUAGUUAUUCGUACAGAACACAUGAAACACUAGACUCGUUUGAAUACACAACGCAAUCACAACCAGCUCUAAAACAUCCCGAAGAUUUCAGCUUGGAUGAAAUCAGCAAAUCGGCUCCCGCAAUCUUGGAACCAGCCCGGGAAUUUCGGGAUAAAAGUGAAUACGAAGCAGUGACUAGUUUUAAUAAUUCUCUAUCCAGUGAUUGUGAAAGUGAACUGGAGUGCUUGUUUAAUGGUAGAUUGGAAUCGCCCAAACAUACAUCUACUCCUAAGCCUGAUGCUGUUGAAGCUAUGCGUCAAAAAAAUGAGAAAUUGCCUUUGAGAUUAUUUUUGCAGUAUCAACAAGAGAGGGUUCCCCCGAUUCCCACCGAUGGCUACUCUGACCUGGACAACAAAGCCCUAGAAAUGUGGAUGAAAGAAGCGAGACAGAACUACGACCAGGAGUGCAUGACGACGCUGCAAUGCAAGUCUAUAGUGGGGGAGCUAAAUCAGAAAGUAUCACACCUUGCGGCUUGUUCUACUACCAUAGUCAGGGGCGUUAUUUCACAUGCGCGAUGUAUUGAGAUGGAGUACGAUAAUCUUAAAAUCAGUGAAUUCAAAAACAUAAAUCCCCUAGUCCAAAGCCUAACCGGAAACAUCACAGACUUUAUAAAAACUCAUACAAACCAAAUAUCCUCGAAUAUUCUUCAACUGUGCGACCAAAUUCGCUCAGCAAGAACAGAAGAUUGCUUAAAACUUAGUUCGAUACUCUUCACACAUUGGCAAGAAAUCCGACAAGAAGUUCUCUCCAAAGAAAUAAAAAACCUAGUCAAUAAAUUGGAAUACCCAAAUUCUGAAUUAGAUCUUAGGGCUACUAUCACAGGGAUAACUUCCAUAGCUUUAAGAAACGAAGAGAUAGUGGAGCUAUUUACCAAAGCUGACGUGGUUCCGAUUCUGCUGAUCCUUUGUGAAAAAUGCGAAGGUUCUUCUGUCAGAAGUCUACUCUUGAGAGCCUUGUCAACGUUGUGUAGUAGCUCUUCAGCCGUUAGACAGUUCGAGAAGUUUUCUGGGGUUCAGAUUAUUGCUGAUAUUUUGGACGAGCAUUCCAGGCCAGAACCAGAGAGAUCCGAAGCAGUAGCUUUAUUGGCUCAAGUUACCGCUCCUUGGCUAGAAGAUAAUCAUUCAGUUAAAGGUUUGCAAGAUUACUCCAAAAAAUUAGUUCGUUCUUUAACGAACUUCGCAGCCACUACAAGAUGUUGUCAAAACCUCCUUCUUUGUACAGCUGCUCUAGCAAAUUUAAGUACUAUGGAUUCUAAAUCGAUCAAACAUAUGAUUAGUUGCGAUACAGCCAGCGUACUCAUGGAAAGUAUUGAAUCUCGAGGUCCUGGAGCUUCCAUCUAUCUUCUAGAACAAGUAGCAACUUUACUGGCAAAUCUAUCAGCCGUGGACGUGGCGAGAAAGCAGUUGACUGAAAUCAAUGCUCCAGCAGCGUUACUAUACUUUCUUAAAAUUAAUUUUGCUACGGACAUGGGUAGCCAAGAUGUAGAGAAAAGACUGCAACAAAAGAGUAUUAUCGCUCUGUCUAGGUUAUGUGGAGAAAAGGAAGCUUCGAUGCAAGUUGUAAAGUUAGGAGGUGUAGAAAAACUAGUCAAAAUGUGUAGGGAGAAAGAAGAAAGGUUCGAUAGUGAUGCUGUAUUGGUGGCUGCCUUGGCAACACUUAGGAAAAUCGUCGAUAUGUGCGGAAGUGACGUCUUAAGUGCUCAAGAUGCCCAAGAGUUGGUAGAACCGAAACUACUUGACUCAUUUCUAGCUUACUCGUCCCAAAAUGAAAGCUACGUUUGAUACUUCUGGUAUUUAUUUAUAAAUAUAUAACACAACUCUUAUUGAAUUAUCCCUGGAAAAUGAGGAAUUUGUUAUAUCUUUUAUGAUACAUUGUGUAAUUGACACUACUCUAACUAGACUGACUGGCUAUUUAAUUUUUAUCUAUGGAGCCACAAAAAAUAUUUCUAAAGUAAGUCACUGAAAAAAACAUGCAUGUCAGCAUGCCGGAACAUACAAAUCUUCUUCUUUUUAUAUGACAGUUCGGGCAUGUCUCAUAUCUGUCUUUAUCGGUCAUGGCCUACUUUAGAAGCAUUUUUUUUUGUAAUACUCGUUAUAAAAGUAUAUUAAACGAUACCAAUUUUUUUUACUACUAACAUGAGUAAUCACCAUUAUUUACUCCAUUCCUCUAAUGAGAAGUAAUAUUUCUUAGCCUAGCUAAAUAUUGAUAAUAAAAAAACACCUAGGUAAAUAAUGAAAUUGAAUUCCAUUAGUUUCAUUUGGUUAAUUUGACAACUAAACUCCCAGAUUACUCGAUAUUUCGAAAUAUUUAAAAAACAAGUAGGAAAUAACUAAAGCUGGGUUUAUCAAAAUCUAAUCAAAUCAAAUAUGGUAAUAUAUCAGUAGUAAAAAAAGUCUAUGGUCCAUUUGCACCACUGAUAGUUAAGAAAUAAGCCAAGCUUAAAAUAACAUUUUUCAACUGACAAUGUCAAUUUAAACUUAGCUUAUUUCUUAACUACUAGCGGUGCGAAUGGCCCUAAAUAUUUUGGUUGAGAAGGCUAUUAUAAACCUCAUCGCAAAUUAUAUAUAAAAGUGCUCGGUAAAUAAUAGCUCGCUUUUCGACCUAUAAGUGUAUAAUGUACUAUUAAACAACAGUCGAAUAAUUUGGCUAUAUUUUUUUCAGUGUAUUUUCUCCUUCCAAAAAUAUUUAUUAUUUAUUUUAAUAAUAUUCUGCCAUAUUUUGUUUUUAAGUUUUCUCUAAUUUUUAUAAAUGUUUUUGUAUUUAUUCAAAUAAUUUUAUGUUUGUUGAGUUUUAAAUAAAAAAUGAUAUUAGUAAGACAAUUUUUAAAUAUUUCACUUGACAUUAUUUAUUUAUAAAUUAAAUCCAUUUUAUAUAAAAGAAAC